UUCUUUCAUUUCAAGAAGAUGCCCGUCAAGUACUUCCUGAUCCUGGAUACCGUGAAUGGGCGGCCUCAUUCGAUUUUGUCGAGGAAUGUGGCGUGGGCGGCUCUUCGAGCUAAAGGGUUGGCGAGUGGCGAGUAUAACGCUCGCGCGUAUGCGAGAGCAUCUGAUACUUUGUUCCAGAAAUGCGCUGAGGAGAGGCUUUCGUGGAUGCCUAAGGGCCUUGGAGGGUGGCACGCGACGAAGAUGGAGGACUCGCUUUGA
Messenger RNA from Stereum hirsutum FP-91666 SS1, 258 nucleotides. RefSeq lists its product as uncharacterized. Lineage: Eukaryota; Fungi; Basidiomycota; Agaricomycetes; Russulales; Stereaceae. The transcript has a single exon. The record is from RefSeq and is a predicted model, not a curated record. The annotation marks the transcript as partial.